Molecule: messenger RNA, 619 nt
Organism: Leptopilina heterotoma
Lineage: Eukaryota; Metazoa; Arthropoda; Insecta; Hymenoptera; Figitidae
Product: protein PBDC1
Exons: 4
Coding region: 58-573 (171 amino acids)
Cellular component (GO): cytoplasm
Source: RefSeq, a predicted model, not a curated record
CGGAUUGUUAAUUUGUUAUAUUAAAAAUUAAAACGGACAAUUUUCAAUUUUAAUAAAAUGGCUCAAUUCGGAAACGUUUCAGCUGAUCAAAUAAUGGUUGGCAGUAGUGUUUUGUCUCGACCUGCCGAAGAAUUCGAUAAUGAUCCUUCUGUGGAAGCGAUGUGGGCUAUGAAAGCUUUCGAGCACGCUGAAAUUUACUUUAACAUCUUGUGUUCGGUGGAUCCAAAAUUACUGAGAUUAACACCUCACGAUGAGCAAAUUUACAAAACGUUUCGCGAAACAUUUCCAAAUCUCAAAGUCGACGUGAUAAAUGAAGACGAAUUAAAAUCUGAGGAGGGAAAAAAAAUAUGGAGACCAUUUUGCGAGCAUUUUAAAAAUGUCGUUGAAGAAUAUAGUUUUGGCACUCUUUUGCGUUCAAAUUGUAAGGAUGGUUACACGGAAACUAAUAGUAUUUUAACAACGAGAAUACAAUUUUACGCCAUUGAAUUGGCGAGAAAUCGUGAGGGUGACAACGAUGGAAUUCGAGAGAAAUUCAAACCGAAGAAAAUAAUUAAUAACGAAAAUAAGUCGUAAAAGUAGAUAAUUAAUUUUAGUCACACUUUAUUUUUGUUUUCAUUUU